Schistocerca gregaria is the source of this 624-nucleotide messenger RNA. Its product is annotated as PH domain leucine-rich repeat-containing protein phosphatase 1-like. The record is from RefSeq and is a predicted model, not a curated record. The transcript is spliced from 4 exons. NCBI's taxonomy places the organism in Eukaryota, Metazoa, Arthropoda, Insecta, Orthoptera, Acrididae. Bases 1 to 624 code for a protein of 207 amino acids.
AUGGCCAUCAUCGUGGUUACCUCGCGGUCCGCCAACUCGCUGCUCAGCGCCGCGCCGGCCGCCGCCGCGCGGCCCCACAGCUCCGGCGCCGCCGCCGCCGCCGCCGCCGCCGCCGCCGCCAGCGCGCGCUCUCCCGUGGAAUCAGUCUGCAGAGGACGCAGUGUUGCUCAACACAGCACACCUGCUGGUGGCGCAGCGGACGGCCGCGGCGUUCGGUGCCCCGCGGUCCUCGGUUCGACGCCCGGCCCGCGCCGUGCAGUGGCUGCGCGCCGCCUGGCACCGUCGCCGCCUUUGGGUGGAGUUCAAGGCCGUCCGUCAAUUAUGCGGGGCGCCUUUGUGCUGAGCCCGCCGUUCUCCGCGCGCCUUGUACGUUUUGUGCGCAAAAGAAGAGCAAGUGAAGUAGGGCGUGGCGGUGGCGGCGGUAGCGGCAGCGGCUUUAAUUUGGCGGUGCGUGCAGUGCGUGCGCGGGCUCUGCCCCUGGCACGGCCAGGGACAGCGGGGGCGGCGGGGGUGGCAGGGGCGGCCUGCCACCGCACGACACAGCGCCCCGCCUCCAGGACACCGCCCACGCAUUCAUUAGCGCUCCGCGCGCACGACUUCGGCUUCCGCGGCAAGAGCAGUUGA